Messenger RNA from Emys orbicularis (European pond turtle), 831 nucleotides. It is a transcript of the gene COLEC10, whose product is annotated as collectin subfamily member 10. Lineage: Eukaryota; Metazoa; Chordata; Testudines; Emydidae. The coding region runs from base 1 to 831 and encodes 276 amino acids. The record is from RefSeq and is a predicted model, not a curated record. The transcript is spliced from 6 exons.
AUGAGCAGCAUGAAAGGACAACAGUGGAGGACAUGUGGAACUUUAGUAGUGCUCUUUAUUUUUCAAGUUCAGAUUUUUGGUUUCGAUGUUGACAAUCAACCUGCAACAGAUGUCUGCUCGACACACACCAUUUUACCUGGACCAAAAGGGGAUGACGGUGAAAAAGGAGAUCAAGGGGAGGUCGGAAAACAUGGAAAAGUAGGCCCCAAAGGACCAAAAGGAAACAAAGGAGCAGUGGGGGAUAGUGGGGAUCAGGGAAUGAUUGGAAAAAUUGGCCCAAUCGGUGGAAAAGGUGACAGAGGAAUCAAAGGUUUAUCUGGGGUGUCUGGAGGGAAGGGAAAAGCAGGCACAGUCUGUGACUGUGGGAGAUACCGCAAAGUUGUUGGACAACUGGAUAUUAAUGUUGCUCGACUCAAGACAUCCAUGAAAUUUGUCAAAAAUGUAAUAGCAGGAAUCAGGGAAACAGACGAGAAAUUCUAUUACAUUGUCCAAGAAGAAAAGAGCUACAAGGAGGCCGUGACCCACUGCAGGAUCAGAGGGGGGAUGCUGGCAAUGCCGAAGGAUGAGGCAGCCAAUGCACUGAUUGCUGACUACGUCUCCAAGAGCGGCCUCUUCCGCGUGUUCAUUGGGGUGAACGAUAUGGAAAAGGAAGGGCAGUUCAUGUAUGCAGACAACACCCCACUGCAGAAUUACAGCAACUGGAAGGAAGGGGAGCCGAAGAACACGUCUGUGCAUGAGGACUGUGUGGAAAUGCUCAGCACGGGAGAGUGGAAUGAUUCAGAGUGCCAUCUGGCUAUCUACUUUGUCUGUGAAUUCAAGAAGAGAAAAUAA